CAAUUCAAAAAUGUCUCAAAUUGAUUUACUGGAAGAAGUUCCUCACCUACACAUCAUUGCUGAACGGGAUGUCCUGAACGCAUGGAAAACCUACAGAGUGUCGGAAAAGACUCGUCAACUGGGCUGUGAAGCUGGUCGGGAAAUUUUCGCCGAAGCCAUCACUUUCAGAGGAGCGGAAGACGUCAGCGAAUGUGGACCGAUGCCUAAAGGAUUAGAUUGUGCGCAGCAAAUUGUUUUUGGUUAUGAGUUGGAUGUGGAGCUGCCACUUUUGAAACUUCUUUUGAUUGAGAAUGACACAUUUUGGAAGAGAGUGGCAAAAGCUAAAGUUAAAUCUCCCGUGGAGUAUAUGCAAAUGGAACGUCAAGCUGACAUUUGUUGGAAGGACAUCGGCGUUGCCCUGAAGGUUGCCGAAGCAAUAGAAACCGAACCGGUCGAGUAUUGGUUCGAGGGAGACUUGGAGGACACAGUUCAACAAUCGGCACCGUUCGUUAAACAACUUAAAAUAACUCAGCUUCAAGCUUUGCGUCAAAUUGAACCCUUCGAGGGCUACGAAGAGUAUAAGGUUUACAAUGUCCCUCACGAAAUGUGCAGUCAUGGCUCGUUAGAAAUUCUUAAGCAUCUUGAUAAUUUAACUUCGCUUAGCAUAAUUUUCGGAGUGGAUGAUGUAGCAAAAGCUUACGAAAGAAGAUUCUUCCAGUUAUCACAGGAAGAUAUUGUUAACUUGGUUAAAGCCUUGAAAAAACUUCCAAACCUUACUCAUUUCAAAAUAUCUCGCAGUCGAUUGGAUUCGGAAAAGUUGAAACCUUUACUGCUACAACUAUCGAAUAUUUCGCUGGAAUGCUUAGAGCUGCCCUACUGUUAUCUCGGAGAACAGUGCGGAAUUCUACUGGGCAGAUACAUAAGCAAAUGUCCAGCCGCUUUGAAAUCGAUUAAUCUUUCCGGAAACUUCAUCGACGGAAUGGAGAUGGAAAAUUUUUGCUACGGAAUAAACGUGUUCCAGGGCGUUUUGGAAAAGCUAGACAUCUCCCACAACCCGAUUGGAGAGGCGGGCGUUUUGGUCUUGGGAGGAGGCGUCAAAAACCUUCCACAUAUUCAAGAACUAGACGUCACCGGCUGUGAAAUGGACGAGCAGGGAGCCUACAGGGUAAGCCAAAUUAAGUGUAAGGUUUAA
Messenger RNA from Uranotaenia lowii, 1171 nucleotides. RefSeq lists its product as uncharacterized. Gene Ontology annotation, cellular component: centrosome. NCBI's taxonomy places the organism in Eukaryota, Metazoa, Arthropoda, Insecta, Diptera, Culicidae. Gene Ontology annotation, molecular function: protein binding. The coding region runs from base 11 to 1171 and encodes 386 amino acids. The transcript is spliced from 3 exons. The record is from RefSeq and is a predicted model, not a curated record.